This is a messenger RNA of Sycon ciliatum, 3263 nucleotides long. Its product is annotated as dystrophin-like protein 1. The coding region runs from base 710 to 2602 and encodes 630 amino acids. The record is from RefSeq and is a predicted model, not a curated record. Lineage: Eukaryota; Metazoa; Porifera; Calcarea; Leucosolenida; Sycettidae. The transcript is spliced from 11 exons. Gene Ontology annotation, molecular function: nitric-oxide synthase binding.
AGCCAAGAUUCUUUUUGGGCUUACUCCAGACUCCUGUGCUUUGUUGGGCCCGGAUCAUCGGCGGAUGUGUGCUUUGAGAAAAAACACUACACGACACCUGAUCGGUAGAGUUCCGAGUGGCUUGGAUCUAGGACUCCUUGUUUUUGUAGCACCGCCGACGUACCACAGAUAAUUGGAUACUCGACUCUCGAGUUGAGUUUGCGGAGCAGUUCAGCUAGCUUUUGCUGACCUCGCAAGCAGCUCCUCUUUGGCGUUUGCAGUGUGCCAUUGAGCGUCUGGUAGCAAGCUGACGACAACUGAGCUGGAGACCGGCCCUGUGCCUGUAGGCUGUACUGCAAAGCAGCAACAGUCUUUUGAUCGGAGUAGAUCUGCCGAGUGUGUGCAAGCGCUCAGGACGUGUGGACGGGUUGAGCGAAUAUGAUCUGUUGAUAGGCUAACCCCGUACUAACUUCCACUACUGUAUAUUACUACCACUAGCACUAGUCCUCUCACUGGUCUCCUGUACGGGCGAGAAAGUCUGCAGCUCGCUUGCAGAAAGAAAGACCCGAAGACCGUGUACGACACCGGCGGCACUCCCGCGUUCGACCAAACCAGAAUCGUUCGCUGGCGAUCCGAGUUGGGAUCGAUUUCACCGGCGGCCAACGGACGGUGACGGCUGACUCUUGAACAAUCGAUUGGUGUGUACGCGGGAGCGCGCAAGGGAAGCGAAAUGUUCCGAGGCGGCGGAGGAGGUCGUCCCAAUAACGUCAAGUAUCAAGACUUCGAGGACGUGGCCAAAAGCGAUCAGUUCGGAAAAGCGCCGGUGCAGAAUGACGACGCUUUCAUGCAUGGCGUGGUGUGCAAGGCCAAGUUUAUUGGCAGCAUGGAAAUCCCACGCCCUAAGAGCAGACCCGAGAUCAUUUCCAACAUGCGCCGCAUUCGUUACGAGUAUAAAGCCCGCAAUGUUGUCAAGGUCAAAGUCAAGAUUCGCAUCUCGGUGAGCGGACUGUCAGUGACAAAACGGCAAAAGAAGAAGAGACGUAGACGUAGCACACUGCUCACCGACACACAACCUGAGGUCAUUCUAGAGAGUCCCAUUUAUCGAGUGUUCUUCGUCUCACAUGACUCAUUGGAUCGCCAGAUAUUCAGUUUGGUGUGUCGGGCUGAGCUUGAGGGCGGAAAGAAGUGCUUCGUCUGUGCGGUGUUCAAGGCUUACAAGAAGUCACAUGCCCUGCGUAUUGUGAGAACCGUGGGUCAAGUCUUCGACGCUGUAUGCCGCCUUCAAGACACGGAUGAAGCGAAGAACAUUCCAGGGCUACUACCACCGGAGAAACUUGCCAAGCUCAAAGAACAGAAGGAGGCAAGUGAGACGACUGAGGCUGAAGCCAAGGCUCUGGAAGCGCUCCAAGAAGCCGAGGAUGCCUCCAGGGCUCUUGAUGAAUCCACAGCCGACCAUGAUGCUGCGGCUGCAGCACCGAGCACACAGGCUAAUUCAGAGCCACUCAUCCAGUUUGAUGACAACUAUGAGAUGCAGGUGAAAUCAUUUGAGGAGCAGCAGACAUCCGAGCAAUACAAUGCACAGCAAGCGGCCAGGUUAGCAAAUGCCAACCAAGUGCACAAGACGGAAUCAGCCGACCUGAUGCGAGAGUUUGGUCUGAGCGUGGACCAGCAGCGCUUCCUCCUCAACAACUACACGGUGCCUGGUCAGCCGAAUGCCGCCAGGGCCGGCGCAGGUACUGCUGCUGCUGCUGGCAGUGGACUGCCGUCGCCACCUCCUGCUGGUAGUCGUGGUAUUCUACCACCACUUCAGAGAACACAACUAAGUGUCACCUCGAAUAAUAUGCCCGAUGACUCAUUGAUGAUGAACCUUGACCAGACUGAUGGCGGUGACACUUCGCGGGAGCUGCUCGACUCCGGCUCCCCAAUAGAUGUCUACUCCGAUCCAAACAAUUUCUCUCCGGAUGAGUCCAAGCGGUUACUCCCGCGCCUCUUUGCCGUGCAACGCGCUCAGUCUGCACAGCUACAGCUCCUGCAAGAUCAGCUUUCUGCCGAGACGAGGCAACGUGUGGUUGCUGAGGCUAAGGUUGAGCAUCUUCUACAGCAGAACAAAGAACUCGCCGAUCACGUCACCUGGCUAGUGCAGCAGGUGAAAACACAGGCUGGGUCCGCACCGGAGCUUCCUCCUACCAAGAGGCACAUCCCCACAUCUGAAGGCGCGGCAGCAUCAUCAGAUACCAACCCCUUGGUUGGCUUUGACGACAGUUUUGUGCCACCACCAACCACUGCCAUGACAGUGCACAAUGGAGUACCGACGUCUCUAGCCAUGCACAGCAAGAAACCGAGCUCUUCAGACUCUGAGUCUGACUCAGACAAUGAGGAAGAAGGCACCGAGGUUGCCUCCGUUCGAACAGCUGGCACUGAGGUUUCUCCCACGCCGUAUGGCCGACUGGGUGAUAGUACUACGGACGAUGAGCUUGAUGGACAGCAUGCGAAUGCAACAAGCACACCAGCGGCGAAUAAUUCAGCGGCCCCUGUCGCAUCAAUCUCUGAACUCGGCGACUUCCCUGGCAAGGAGGUCGGUGGAGGCGCCGAGACGCAACGGCUCACGUUUGAUAUGAGCUAAAACAAUGCGAUGUUCACACCUGUCCUGUCUGUACAGAAAUAGGAGAAGACUUGCGUAAUGUCACCGCUAACCAUGUCAGUCUUAGAGUUUUCCUGCUGUGCUGUUUGCUCCAAAUAAUUUUUGAAAAUAGUCGCAACAUAGCGAUGCAUAGGUCUUGCCCAAUGAUUCAGUAAUCAUUCUCUCCCUUGUGUUGUAGCAUUAAUUUUAUUUUUCCCUAAAAAUGUGGUAGGGAAAUGGACAAUGGACUUUCCAGAACUCCUUCGAAUAAUAUUUCUUUGCGCUUACCUUACAUGCUACAGGCUACAGAAAACUGCCAUGUCAAUCGUUUACUUCAAGAAGUACUUGGCUACAUAUACAUGCAUAGCUAUGAAAAUGAUAUUUUUCAGUUGACAGCAGUGUUUUGGUUUUUGUUUGUUUUGUUUCGUGCUCAUGUCAGCGAAAUCAUAUACUGAUAUAGUUUUCAUCCCGUUUUCUUGGGAAGAACAGUCUUUUGAAAUAGCUGGCUACUACGGUGGAGCGUUUUUUAGUAACAAGCACAAGCCAGCUCUGCUGAGAGGUUGCUUCACAGCUUUCAUGUGAUGUCUUUCUUUGAUACAAUCAAUCUAAGAAGCACCAACGCCAUAUUUUGUCACAUGCAAUAUCUGUGCCAGGUUUGAUCUGA